Messenger RNA from Phoenix dactylifera (date palm), 1074 nucleotides. Its product is annotated as transcription factor bHLH149-like. The record is from RefSeq and is a predicted model, not a curated record. Gene Ontology annotation, biological process: regulation of DNA-templated transcription. Lineage: Eukaryota; Viridiplantae; Streptophyta; Magnoliopsida; Arecales; Arecaceae. Gene Ontology annotation, molecular function: protein dimerization activity.
CAACUCUAUUGUGCUGGUGAUAGAAUGCACCAAAUGCUAACACUACCAUAACAGGGGAAUCAUGUGAAUUAAUCUGCAUGGGUCCGGCCAUGGGCCUCACCAUACCUCCCCACGUCCCCAUCAUAACACACAGUUUAUGCUCCAAUAAUAUGAGCCCCUAUCAUUCUAUCAAACAACAAGCAUCAUAAAUAUAUGGAGGCCGCCAAGCUCAUCUCCGUGUCAUUAAUCAUUACUUCCUCCUCCCUUCCUCCUCUCCCUCCCGCGAUGAUCUCGUCAUCAUCUCCUUCCUCUUCUUCAGCGUCCGGUUCACGGAAAAAACCGCGGCCCGGUCCGACCCCCCAGCCCCAGACCAAGUGGCGGACGGGCGCCCAGGAGCGGAUCUACGGGCGCCGCCUCCUCGACGCCCUCCGCUCCGCCCGCGUCUCCGCCGCCGCCGGCGGGGCCCGGGCCGUCAAGGAGGCGGCCGACUCCGCCCUCGCCCUCACCGCCCGGGGACAGUCCCGGUGGAGCCGGGCCAUCCUCUUCGGUCGCUGCCGCCGUCGCAAGCUCCUCCUCAAGGCCGGCGGCAAGGUCCGAAGUCGUCGGCAGCCGCGACCGGUCAGGAAGGCCGCAUCGCCGGCGCCUCCGCCGCCGGCGCUGAAGGGAAAGAAGGUGAGGGACCGGUUCCGCGUGCUGGCCCGCCUGGUUCCUGGGUGCCGGAAGCUGUCGGCUCCGAGCCUGCUGGAGGAGACGGCCGACUACGUGGCGGCGCUGGAGAUGCAGGUCAAGGCGAUGCGCGUCCUCGCCGACGCCCUCUCAGCGGCUGCACUCUCCUCUCCGCGGCCGCCCCCCGCUACCCCCGAACCGGAGAAUUGAGGGCCGGCCGGCCGGCCGGCCGGCGGGCUUCGCUUUGGAUUCUAAUUAUUAUUGAAUAAUAAAAUGAAGAAGAAGAAGUAGAUAUGUUGGGGGGAGUAGAAUUUAUGGAGAUAUUUUUGUUGGGUUUGUUUUUGUAAAUUCUCAGAUACUUGUAUAUGCUGCAUGCUGCUGUCUGAUUGUUCCUUCUAACAACAAGAUGAGAAUUUAUAUUUUAUGCUC